UGCAUCAGCCUCCCAAGGUGCUGGGAUUACAGGCGUGAGUCACCACCAGGCCAAGGUAACUUCUCAUCUCCAUCCCCAUCACGGUCAGACUGAUUGGCACCAUGUGGCCUGUCAUCCAGAAAGACCAAGAAUCCUUCCCUGUGGUUUGGACCCAGUGGUGGCUUCCCCAAGGGAACGGUUGGCAUGUGUUUAAUUAUUCAUUGGUGUUCUCGUCUGUAUCUCUCUGCUCCUUGAUUGUUUUGUCUUUCCCUAAAAAUAUUUAUUUGAAAUUCUGUGAUCAAAGACUGAAAAACAAAAUAGAGCAGGAUAUUAAAAUGAAAUUUUUUUAAGGGAGGUUGGAAUGUCAAGAUCAUUUUUAUUAGAAAAGUUUACAAGAUGAAGCCACGAAUUAUUUACGUAAACUUCAUAUAUCAAGCAUAAUACUCCCAACUGUGCUUUUGGUGAGUGAUAUUGGCAGGCAGAACUUGGAUUUAAAAUACCUUCUACUUAAGGCAGGAAGAAUGCAUUUUAAUUAAAAUUAACGGAUUUUUUUUUUUCUUGAUCAUAUUUUAACACACACAUACUCACUCACACACAUCUGUGUUCAGAAUUGAUAAAGAAAGAACUCUGGUUAAAUAAUCCACUUUUGUCUGACAACGGAAUCCGUUAUAGAGGUGCAAAUAUGCAGAAAGCUAUUUGGAAAUGCAUCCUAGUAGUUGUCAGGUUUUAUUAUGCAGGAAGGUGUCAUGUUUGUUACGAAGCUGAGUGCAGAUGGCAGAGUGGAAGAAAUGGAUCACUAAUUUUAACAAUGAUUAAUGAACAGAGAUAGAAAAUGAAUUACAUUGGACUAUCGGAGGCAAGAAAUAUUUUUGUGAAAAUUUUGACUCAUCUGCUGUGCUGUUCUCUGCAAAUUAUUUUCAGAAAUUCUAUAUGUUGUCAACAGUUGACUGCAUUUUCCAUUACUGUCUAUUUCUGUUCUUAAGUACUUUUGUGUUAUUAGAGAUACAUAAUUUCAAAAUACCAAUACAUUCCUGAUUACUUAGAGCAAAUAUAUGUAACAGUGUGACUGUUCCAUAGACACUAGCCAUAAAAGUCCUGUUUUAUAAUAAUCUUUCAUUCUUCCUCAUUUUAUCACUACAUUAGGAAUGUUUGAUAAGAAGAAAAGGGGGGGACUCUUCUAGCACACUCAGAAUAAAGGAAAAAUAGAGCAAAGGUAGGAAUAAAAAUGUGGUCUUGGUGGCUUAUUGUGGUGUUGAGCUGCUACCAACCCUGUCCAUCUUUGCAUCCCCUGCCUGGCAUCAUGGGAGGGAGGGGCCAACUCCUUCUCUGGCGUUAGCCUCUGCCAUUCGUGGCACACCCCGUCCUGUCCUCUGUGGGUGCGGCUUCAGGCAUCUCCCGACUCCCUGUCUGCCUUCAGACACAGAGAGUCUCACCAGUUUGUGAAGUUGUCCCAGCGAUUAUUUUUUCCUCUAUUAGACCCUUCCUUACUUUAGUUCUUUCUCUCUGCUCCAAUGACCCUGGUAUUGAUAGUGAGUUUUCACGGUGCUUUGUGAGUCUCGCUUUCUUUUUCAGCUUAUCAGCAAUUGAGUGUGUGUGUGUGUGUGUGACAGAGACACACACACACACAUACACACAGAGAUCUGCAAAGGAAUACAGCUUAUUUGUUUAUGAUAUCUGUUCGUGGCAGGAGGCACACCUAUAUGGUUUCUCAUAUGGAAAAAAUGGAUAGUGAUUUUCUUUUCUUCCAUCUUCCUCCCCAGCCUCCCUCCCUUUCUCUCCCCCUCUCAUCCUUCCCUCCCCCCAAAUAUAUUAACCACAUUAAAUAUAUUGACUUCAGGGCUUCUCAUUUUCCUGAGAUCCUUUGCGAUAGAGAAAUGAUCUACUAGUGUUUAGAUCCUGCAUUGUAAUUGGUAGGCACUUAAUUUCACUCAUCAGGACCCACUUUAGUGGUGACAUGAGUACAUUUCAUAGUUAGUAAAUUUCAGGAUUCUUACUAUUGCGGGAACACCCAAUCAGAGCUCAGCCGUGCGUCUAUGGUCGGUGCUAUUAGUCUACCUCUCAUCCCAUCAUGAUUUAACACUUGGCUUGGAUGUUAAUUUGAAUUAAAACUUUACCUAUAUAAGAGUAUAAUUCUGGUGUGGUUUUGACAACCCCCAUUCUUUCCCCAAGAAGGAUUCCCUCAAGACAGGAUGACAGGGUGCUUCUCGACCCUCCCAGGGAGCACUGGCUCUCUAGAGCCCUGACGUUUUUGUAGGACGAAGCUGCCUCCUGAGAACUGCCUGGUGUCUGAACAAAUGGACGAUCCAUAACUACUUCCUUCUCCUACAAACGAGCUUUCCAAGUUUUCAACUUGACUGUUUUAUUUAUGCUCUUGACCUGUAAAAACAAGCAGGCUGUUUAAAAAGCAAAAAGUACUUCCCAUGAUUAGAGUACUUAGAGUUGAAAUAAAUUGGAGAAUGAAGCGAGCAUUCCUCGCUGCUUCAGUGGAAAAUGUCGUGGGGGUUUUCCUUCUUGAGCAUGUUCUGUGCUUCCACAAGCCGGAACUCCCCAGUCUCGCUGGCCUUAGGGUCCCCAAGAAUGGAUUCGUGUGUCUUCCCCCUUUUCUUGCUUUUAGGUAGUGGAAUUAUCUUAGUGAACAUUUAAAACCUGUUUGCGAAUGGUUCUAAGUCAAGUAGUUUGCAUAUAAUUAUGGUCCUGAUGGGAAAACACUUUGGAAAAACAACUAGUGAUACAAUGCAAGUCCCGCUCAGGUUACAUAGCAUAUGCUAAACACUAAGGAAACACUCUCGGUCUUUAGUGAACAAGGUAGGGGAAGGCUCCAGGGAGCCAAUUUAGAAUGUGACUUAAGGCAAGCGUGGCUUUUUGUGUCUCUUUCUUUUGGCAAGUGUGUUGAGUAGCGGUGGUCCCUGGAACUCCACAGGAGCCCUGCCACCUACCUGGGGGGGGGGGGCCGCCCUGCACACAUCUGUACGAGGUGGGUGUCCGGAGAGGGGCAGGUUGAACAUGAGGGCUCAGCAGGAGGCUCUGGGUGAGCAAGGCUUGGUGGAGACUGUGGUCACUGGGCUGGUGCUCAACUGGAAGUUGCACCAGGGAUAAUUUAAUGGUGUAGGAUGUGGAGGGAGAGUUAUGCACAGGCAGGGAGGGGGAGAGAAUCAACAAUUUGUGGAUGGAGAGUUCAGGAGGAAUGCAAAAGAAACUGUAGAUGAUCCACUUAAGAGACAAGUGAUUCCUAAAUAUAGAACUGUCUUUAUGAUUCAUGGUUGGGGUUGCUUUUGAGGCGGUAAGUCAGGUGGAUUAUCUAUAGGAAUAAUUUGAGGGUACUUGAGAUUUCGACAUGUGGGUCUGAACACCAGGAAACGCGUUGGUGUUCAGGUUACGUUCCUCCUCCUCCUAUGAGUAUCUUCUGGCUAUUUAACCUGAGUGUGUUCAUGCCUGUGUAAAUUUGGCUUGUGUCCUGCGUUCGUGCUAGCUUGGUCCCCCGCCUCUGCUUGUAUGAAUGAAGAUGCCACAGCCCAGUGUCUGUGUGUGCGGCCUUCCCACUGCCGUUCCCGGAGGCAGCUGGCACCCAGGUUGCACCCGAACAGGAGCCAAAGGCAGUCCCGGUUCUAGCUGGUUCCAGUUUUCAGGGACAGCACUGUUUAUUUUUCCACAGUCGUUACUGGGUUUUUGUUUUGGUUGUGAUCACCUUUAUAUCCCUCUAAACUAACUCAUCCAAUCAGAACUGGAGAGAAAAAUGAUUCAAAAAAUCAUUUAAAAAUACCUACUUUUAAGGUGAAUUCAUCCAAGUCAUCAGAUAGGUGCUCACACCCCCACACUCAUUUGGCCACAACUGCUGGCCUUUUCCAGGGCUUAUGUGUUUGAUUUGGUAACAACUAUGUGUGAAAACAUAAGAUCUACCUGCCGACAAUUCUUUGUGGAUACAAAUCUCUAGGCAUGUCCCCGGAGUGCACCUUUUUGGCCUGCCAACCCCUGGAAUAUACAUUGAAGUUAAACUGAGUUGAGUAAUGAUAAUGCUAUGGCCUAUAGCAUGAACUGAAGAAAAUUCAAGAUGUCUGUCAUCCUUCUAUUACCUCAGUUCCUGACCACCACGGCUUUAAGAAUAUCCUUCAACCGGGAGGGAGAUCCAUUGCUUUAAGACUUGCCUGAAUAUAACUUGAGACAACACUGACAGUUAAAAAAUAGAUGAGUAUUUGAUGCUACCUCCCAGAUUGACAGUGUCCAGGAAAGCAGCUGCAGUGGAGGUGGAAAGGCGGUAGGAUUCCCUGAUUGGGAUGGAAGAAGCGAGCCUGUGCCUUGGAGUGUCUUCGGCGGAGCCGGAAGCUGAGCCCCACCUGAGCGGCCCCGUCCUCAACGGCCAGUAUGCCAUGAGUCAGAAGCUGCACCAGAUCACCUCCCAGCUCAGCCAUGCCUUCCCCGAGCUCCAUCCCCGGCCCAACCCUGAGGAGAAGCCCCCCGCAUCCCUGGAGGAGAAAGCCCACGUGCCCAUGAGCGGCCAGCCCAUGGGCAGUCAGAUGGCACUCCUGGCCAACCAGCUGGGCCGGGAGGUGGACACCAGCCUCAACGGGAGAGUGGACCUGCAGCAGUUCCUCAACGGGCAGAACCUGGGUAUCAUGUCCCAGAUGAGCGACAUCGAGGACGACGCCCGCAAGAACCGCAAGUACCCGUGCCCGCUCUGUGGCAAGCGCUUCCGCUUCAACAGCAUCCUCUCCCUACACAUGCGCACGCACACGGGCGAGAAGCCCUUCAAGUGCCCGUACUGCGACCACAGGGCGGCGCAGAAGGGGAACCUCAAGAUCCACCUGCGGACCCACAAGCUGGGCAACCUGGGCAAGGGGCGCGGGCGCGUGCGCGAGGAGAACCGCCUGCUGCACGAGCUGGAGGAGCGCGCCAUCCUGCGGGACAAGCAGCUGAAGGGCAGCCUGCUGCAGCCCCGGCCCGACCUGAAGCCCCCGCCGCACGCCCAGCAGGCCCCGCUGGCCGCCUGCACCCUGGCCCUGCCCGCCAACCAUAGCGUGCCCGAUGUGGCCCACCCGGUGCCCUCGCCCAAGCCGGCCAGCGUGCAAGAGGAUGCGGUGGCCCCGGCGGCGGGCUUCCGCUGUACCUUCUGCAAGGGCAAAUUCAAGAAGCGCGAGGAGCUGGACCGCCACAUCCGCAUCCUGCACAAGCCCUACAAGUGCACGCUGUGCGACUUCGCGGCUUCGCAGGAAGAGGAGCUCAUCAGCCACGUGGAGAAGGCACACAUCACCGCCGAGUCGGCCCAGGGCCAGGGCCCCAAUGGCGGUGGGGAACAGUCGGCCAACGAAUUCCGCUGCGAGGUGUGCGGCCAGGUGUUCAGCCAGGCGUGGUUCCUCAAGGGCCACAUGCGCAAGCACAAAGACUCCUUUGAGCACUGCUGCCAGAUCUGCGGCCGGCGCUUCAAGGAGCCCUGGUUCCUCAAGAACCACAUGAAGGUCCACCUCAACAAACUGUCGGUGAAGAAUAAGUCCCCCAGCGACCCCGAGGUGCCUGUGCCCAUGGGCGGCAUGUCCCAGGAGGCCCACGCUAACCUGUACUCCAGGUACCUCUCCUGCUUGCAGAGCGGCUUCAUGGCCCCGGACAAAGCCGGCCUGAGCGAGCCCAGCCAGCUCUAUGGCAAGGGCGAACUGCCCAUGAAGGAGAAGGAAGCACUGGGGAAGCUGCUGUCUCCCAUCUCCAGCAUGGCCCACGGCGUCCCGGAGGGGGACAAGCACUCCCUCCUGGGAUGCCUCAACCUCGUGCCGCCGCUGAAAUCCAGCUGCAUUGAGCGGCUGCAGGCGGCUGCCAAGGCUGCGGAGAUGGACCCCGUGAAUAGCUACCAGGCUUGGCAGCUCAUGGCCAGGGGCAUGGCCAUGGAACAUGGCUUCUUGUCUAAAGAGCAUCCGCUGCAGCGCAACCACGAAGACACUUUGGCAAACGCCGGGGUUCUGUUUGAUAAGGAGAAGCGGGAGUACGUGUUAGUGGGAGCAGAUGGCUCCAAGCAGAAAAUGCCUGCUGAUUUGGUUCACAGCACUAAAGUGGGCAGCCAGAGAGACCUGCCAAGUAAGCUCGACCCUUUAGAAAGCAGUCGGGAUUUUUUGUCACACGGGCUGAACCAGACGCUCGAGUAUAACCUGCAGGGUCCUGGGAACAUGAAGGAGAAGCCCACCGAGUGCCCCGACUGCGGCCGGGUGUUCCGCACCUACCACCAGGUGGUCGUGCACUCCCGUGUCCACAAGCGGGACCGCAAGGGUGAGGAGGACGGGCUGCAUGUGGGCCUGGAUGAGCGGCGUGGCUCGGGUAGUGACCAGGAGUCUCAGUCGGUGAGCCGCUCCACCACGCCGGGCUCCUCCAACGUCACCGAGGAGAGCGGGGUCGGAGGCGGCCUCUCCCAGACCGGGAGUGCGCAGGAGGACAGCCCGCACCCCUCCUCGCCGUCCUCCUCAGACAUUGGCGAGGAGGCUGGGAGAUCCGCCGGCGUCCAGCAACCGGCGCUGCUUCGCGACAGAAGCCUGGGCUCGGCCAUGAAGGACUGCCCGUACUGUGGGAAAACUUUCCGGACAUCCCAUCACCUUAAGGUGCACCUGAGGAUACACACAGGUGAGAAACCCUACAAGUGUCCGCACUGUGACUAUGCCGGCACGCAGUCAGCGUCCUUAAAAUACCACUUAGAGCGACACCACCGGGAGCGGCAGAAUGGGGCUGGGCCGCUGUCUGGGCAGCCCCCGAAUCAGGACCACAAGGAUGAGAUGUCAAGCAAAGCUUCUCUGUUCAUCAGGCCAGACAUCCUGAGGGGCGCCUUCAAGGGUCUCCCUGGAAUCGACUUCAGAGGAGGCCCUGCAUCUCAGCAGUGGACAUCAGGGGUGCUCUCGUCGGGAGAUCACUCGGGGCAGGCCACCGGCAUGUCUUCAGAGAUCCCCUCAGAUGCUCUGAAAGGCGCUGACCUUCCUGCCAAAAGCACCCACUUCUCCGAGAUCGGAAGAGCUUAUCAAAGCAUCGUGAGCAACGGUGUGAAUUUCCAAGGGUCCUUGCAAGCUUUCAUGGACAGCUUUGUCCUCAGUUCCUUGAAGAAGGAGAAGGACGUGAAGGACAAAGCCCUGGCUGACCCCCCUUCCAUGAAAGUCCACGGAGUGGAUGGUGGCGAGGAGAAACCCAGUGGCAAGUCCUCCCAGAGGAAGUCUGAGAAAUCUCAGUAUGAACCCCUAGACUUGUCUGUGCGGCCAGAUGCCGCCUCCCUCCCGGGCUCCUCGGUAACUGUGCAGGACAGCAUCGCGUGGCACGGCUGCUUGUUUUGUGCUUUCACAACGUCCUCCAUGGAGCUCAUGGCCCUUCAUCUCCAGGCCAACCACCUGGGCAAAGCGAAACGCAAAGAUAACACUAUCGGGGUCACAGUCAACUGCAAAGACCAAGCCCGGGAGGCGAGUAAGAUGGCCCUGCUGCCCUCAGUACAAUCAAACAAAGACGUGGGCCUCUCCAGUAUGAUUGGCUCUCUAGACUCUGCUUCUGAGAAGAUGGCCCAAGGUCAGGUCAAGGAGACUCUGGGGGAGCAGAAGAGCGGCACAUGGACCAGCCACGUGGACCCUGCAUUUUGUAACUUCCCAUCCGACUUCUACAAGCAGUUUGGUGUUUACCCAGGCAUGGUUGGCUCGGGGGCCUCCAGUUCCUGCCCCAACAAGGAGCCUGAUGGAAAGGCCCACUCUGAAGAGGAUGCCCCCAUCCUGAUCCCCGAAACCACGAGUAAGAACACUACUGAUGACCUCUCCGACAUCGCCUCCUCAGAGGACAUGGACUCCUCCAAGGGAGAGAACAACGAUGAAGAGGAUGUUGAAACUGAACCGGAAAUGAUGACCAAGCCCCUGUCUGCCCUCAGCAAAGACAGCAGCAGUGAUGGCGGGGACAGCCUGCAGCCCACAGGCGCCCCCCAGCCCGUCCAAGGACUGGUCUCACCUUUAUCCCAAGCACCGGAGAAGCAGUGGCACAGCCAGGGUCUUCUCCAAGCCCAGGACCCCUUGGCGAGCCUGCCAAAGCCGGAGCGGGGACCGCAGAGCCUGGACAAGCCGAUGAACAUGCUGUCGGUCCUCAGGGCCUACAGCUCUGAUGGCUUAGCAGCCUUUAAUGGACUUGCAAGUAGCACAGCAAAUUCUGGAUGUAUCAAGAGGCCAGACUUGUGUGGUCACAGGCCUUUCCAGUGCCGCUACUGUCCCUACAGUGCCUCUCAGAAGGGGAACCUGAAGACCCAUGUCCUCUGCGUCCAUCGCAUGCCUUUUGACAACAGCCAGUAUCCCGACCGCAGGUUCAAGCGCUCCAGGGUCGACUCGGAGGCUUCUGGAAAUUUCGAGGAGCCUACAGCUGUCAAGGCGGGGAGCUCUGCAGACCUCACGGAAGAGGGUGGCAAGGGCCAGGAGGAGACCAACUGAGCAGACCAACCUGUAUAUUGCAAUAGUAUUUUACACAGUUUUAACAUUAUGCAUCUGGUAAAAGUUUGCUAACUGCAUUUCAAGGGGAAAAAAAUCAUGUACAACCCCCCUAAUAGUGUAUAGAACAUUUAAAAAAUUUUAAAAAGAUAUCUCUAUAUAUAUAUAAAAAAAAAUUCCCCAGCCCUUGAAAAUGGCUGCUAAACUGUUACCCGGCAACAAGUACUUCCAAAACAAUGCAGGUGGGAGAAAAGUGAUUUCAAAAAUUUUUGGUGCCCUCUGAGCUGGAGAGAGCUGGGGGCCCUUCCAACUCGAGAGCCGUCUUUGUCCAAAAAUAAUGCUCUUAACCGAAAAACGAUACCAUCUAAAUGAUCUAGUGUUGCGUUGAAGAUGGAGGGGCUGUGUUUUCGUUGUUGAAAACACCUCUAUAAUCUGACACCAGCUGCUGUCAUUUGCCUAGAACCCUAAUGAGAUGUGUCGGGAGGCAGCUGCGGUGCCAGUCAGACUGGAGCGGUCACUGCAGAGAAAAUCAAUUCACGUGGUGUUGUAACUGCACUCUUGGAGAAACCUUAGACGGCCCGCAGCCAGCGCCAGGGCUGACCGGCACUGCAGAGGAUUGAAAUCUUAAAUGCGCAUUUUUACAAAAUACACAGCCAAAUGAAAUCAAUGAUCAGGAAGUGUCUGCAGACAAAUGUCCAUUGCAGGUUUGAUGAGUAAUUCCUUUUUUUUAGAUCAAAUUGCAGUAUUGAGGGAAAUGUUUUGUUCUUGGUGGUCUUUUUCUCUUUUUUCAAAAAAAUUUUUGGAUGAAGAAGGAAGUUGCUAUUUAAAAAAAUGUAGGGUAAUUAUAUAAAAUGUUGUUAGAAAAACUAGCUAACCCCAUCCAUAGAAGAUGCUGGUGAGCAAUUAAAAUGUAGGUAAUAAUAGAAAGUUUUUUUAUUAUGAUUUUUAAAAUUUUACUUGAAUGAAGGCUGCUCCAGUCCUUAUUAUCAGAUUUUUUUUCAUGUGUUGGUUUUUAUAAGUGUCACAGACAUGAAGCAAGAUUUUCUUCUCCGGCAAGCUCUUAUGAAAUAGCUUGUAUUAAAAUAUGAAUCUAAACAUCCUGCUCUCUAUCUCUAAUGACGAAAACUGUUUGAGUUAAAAUGUCUGUUUUUGUAAAACAAAUGUGUUCUAUAUUUUUGUAGAUUUUAGAUUUUCUACUGAUUGGAUACUCCAAAUUUAUCAAGUUCUGCACCACACAGAAGGAGAUUUUGAGUGUCAAUAAUGAAACACUUAACUCAUUAAAAAAUGAUUUAAGAAGACUAGUUAAAGGUUUAUUCUUGAAUCUGCUAGCAUGGUGUAAAGUUGAGCCUUUUAACAUACUUCCUUUGAGUGACAUGAAUUUGGUGCUGUUGCUUGUGGUGGUAGAGAAGUAUGAAAGUAUUAACUUCUUCUAAAACAAAAUCAUUCAGACUUAAAAAAAAAAGUCAAUAUUUCCUUGCAGGCUGGGAGCACAGAUUAAACCCCAGGGCCUUAAAAACUUCAGCUCUGCCUACAGCAGUUUACAAAAAUACUAAACUGCAAUCAAUGUAAAUAAAAUUCUUAGUGCUAUCCUGAGACCAGAAAGAAUCUCAGGCUAAUAAGGAAUCCGGUUUGCAUAUGCUGUCAAAAGGGUGUCAUCUAACCGAGGUUUCAGUGUAAAUGAGGUCGCUGUGCAACUUGGACCCAUCUGGCAUAGAGCAAGCUGCUUUCUUGUUUUUCUAGUAUAGUUCUCACUGCCUUACUUAAAUCGAGUUGAUAAACUUAAUGCAACUGUUUCUAUGAUCCUAGAGAAAGGACUGAAAUGUUAUUGAAAACUUUCCGACUGUAGUAAGCUUUAGGAUUUUAACUGCACUACUGUGUUUGGUGACUGUGCCAGUCCCUUGCUUUCUGUGUUUGCUCUGCCUUUGGUAUCUUAGCAAAGAAAAAGAAAAAAAGAAAAAAAAAAAAGAUGAAAAAAAAAAA
This is a messenger RNA of Chlorocebus sabaeus (green monkey), 10367 nucleotides long. The record is from RefSeq and is a predicted model, not a curated record. Lineage: Eukaryota; Metazoa; Chordata; Mammalia; Primates; Cercopithecidae.